AUGGUAAUUGAGAACAGUCAACAUGGACUUGAUAAUGAUAAACCGUACUGGAUCAGCCUGGAACUACUCAGCAAAGAAGACAACGGUGGAGAAGGGAAGAGCAGUGCCUGUCAUAUCGGUAGUAGCAUCACUUGUUCCAGAUUUAACAAAGAAGUAAAUCACCUUAGCAAAGUAUUCUUUUGGAUAAAUUGUAAUGCAAGGUCCUACCAUCCAGCAGACUCCAAGUGGACUUUUAUACAUCUAGUGCCAUCUCCCAAAAAGACACCUAAGAAAAGCACCAGUGUCAAAUUUGACCAAAUCAGACUACUGACUGCACCUGUCUGUCACAUAACCCCACCAGGAACAACUAUAUUUAAUACAGUCCUUCAGUGGAAAGAUUCUUGUCAGUUGUCUUCUCAUGGGAAGAUUAACCACAAAGCAAGGAUUUGGUCUGAAAACAAGGAAAAGCCAGGAGGACCAGAAGACCAGACCCAUUUUCCUGCUCCCUUAUUCCUUGCUGCUGCUGUGCUUGGAAGCCUUGGAGAGAAGCUCCUGCUUUUCCACCAGCUUGACACCUGCUCUGAAGAAUCCAAAUCCAUCAGGUGCUGGAAAGAGCCUUGGACCCCUCUUCUGACUCAAGAGACCCUCAAACACCUAUCUCUGCCAUCAUUGAGGUUGGUUUUGUAUAUAUUUGUAUCUACCUGUAUGUAUUGUUCUCUAUCCCGUGUGUUACUACCUUUUUCCAGUUCCAGUAAGCCUGUGCCAGUUUUAAUUUCAGACUUUGAAGUCUCUCUUCUUAAUUUGCCUUUUUAUCUUCCCUUGGGAGGGUGGAAGGGAGGAAUAGAGAGCAACUAUGUCCUUUGUUUUUGGGUUCAUCCUGACCACUAAAUGGAGACACACAUCUGCAGAGCUAACAAAGGUGAGACAAUUUAUUGCUACUGUAUUGACUCUUACAGUGUUUCCCCACUGGGAUUUCACUGCCGUGCCGGGCUUCUCGGUGCUAAAGUAACAUAAAUGUUGCAUUCGGUUAAUAUAGAGAAGAAAGGGGAGCAGACAGGAGUCAGGUUGCCCACAAAUGUUGAAUAAUGGGGCUGGAAGAAAUGCUGCGAGUCACUGCAGGCUGAAUGCUUAGGUUAACAUCUUUAUUCUAUAAUUACGUGGUGUACUUGGUGGUUGUUGGCUCUGGCGGGGGUUGCACAGUAAAGAUGCAUUAGAGUAAUUAUGUUGUAAUGACAGAAGAUCAUAAGUUAAAGAUGUUGUUGGAUCCUGUUAUUUUAUACAUCUGAAAUUGUUUGGAGCUGAUGUGGGAGGUGUAUCCACAUGGAAUUUCAUCGCACUGAUAUUGUAAUUAAAGCUGAGGAGAUGGGGUUUGUGCUUACUUCCUGCUGCUGCCUGUGAAUAUUAAUUAGCUCAUGUUACCACCUGACCCUAGCAAUAAUCAGCUCUGUUAGAACAGAAGGGAAAAUGUGAAUUGCCCACCAAAUAUUUAUUAAGAAAACCAAGAUGAAAACAACCUGGUUGUGAGAGAGAAUAGAGGCUCCUGGAAGCCCAAGUGCCUCCUCCCUGGUGGAAGGAAGAGAUUAAUCUUUCCAGUUUUGUCUAGACUCUGCUUCAUGGAGGACAAGGGCAUUUCUGGCAGCACAGACAACAGAAGCACACCUGGUUUGGCACACAAA
Apus apus (common swift) is the source of this 1655-nucleotide messenger RNA. RefSeq lists its product as uncharacterized. The coding region runs from base 1 to 867 and encodes 288 amino acids. The transcript is spliced from 4 exons. NCBI's taxonomy places the organism in Eukaryota, Metazoa, Chordata, Aves, Apodiformes, Apodidae. The record is from RefSeq and is a predicted model, not a curated record.